Molecule: messenger RNA, 3830 nt
Organism: Nematostella vectensis (starlet sea anemone)
Lineage: Eukaryota; Metazoa; Cnidaria; Anthozoa; Actiniaria; Edwardsiidae
Product: 2-oxoglutarate dehydrogenase complex component E1
Exons: 23
Coding region: 347-3355 (1002 amino acids)
Biological process (GO): tricarboxylic acid cycle
Cellular component (GO): oxoglutarate dehydrogenase complex; mitochondrion
Molecular function (GO): oxoglutarate dehydrogenase (succinyl-transferring) activity; thiamine pyrophosphate binding
Source: RefSeq, a predicted model, not a curated record
AUAAUAGGCAUAUCGCGGGAAGAGUUCAUCAAGAGAAGCUCGGGACAAGCUACGAUAUAUACAGUGCUGUGUUUCGGACGUCUUGGUCCAAGGAUUUCCAUUUUAUUUACAGAAGCGUUGGACUACAGAUGCAGAUAACUUAGCGUGGAUAUUUAGCGCUUGACGAUCCAACAGAUUUCCGUAUCCAAAACUGCAGAGUCAGUGUGAGAAGAAGUCGUCACGCUGGAACCAUUUGUUGAACACACCGGCACUUUUAUGCUGGACUGGACUUUACGGCAUUUAUUGAUCAGGACUAUCUGGACAUUUAAACAAUCUUUAAGACAAUCUUAGUACAAAUUUAUUAAAAAUGUAUUCCAUAAGGACGUGUGGGAAACAUUUUCUGAGACAAUUGAAUGUCUCAGGCCGUUGUGUUCGGCUUGCUUCGUCUUCAAAAGUGAGGCCCCAACAGGCCGCCGCGGUUGUAGCCAAAGAGCCGUUUCUAAGUGGAAGCAGUAGCAAUUAUGUGGAGGAGAUGUAUGCAUCGUGGCUUGAAGACCCCAAAAGUGUGCAUAGGUCAUGGGAUGCAUAUUUUCGCAAUGUGAGUCUUGGGAAACCCCCAGGCCAGGCUUAUUAUCCUCCUCCUGUGCUUGGCAAGCCAGUUGCCGUGGCAACAGCCAUGCCAUCCGCUGUGGACCAAUCAAAUAUAACUGCUAUUGUAGAUGAUCACUUGGCUGUCUAUUCAAUGAUCCGCUCUUAUCAGAUCCGCGGUCACAGAAAAGCCAUGCUAGAUCCAUUAGGUAUUCUGGAGGCUGAUCUCAAUGAAGACACGCCGCCAGACCUCAAGAUGGAAUACUGGGGCCUAGGCGAGCAGGAUCUGGACAAAGUGUUCCGACUGCCUAAUAGCACCUUCAUCGGAGGGGAAUCAGCGACUGCCCUUACUCUAAGAGAUAUAGUCGACAGACUUGAAAAGACGUACUGCCACCAUGUUGGUCUGGAUUUUAUGUUCAUUCCAGAGAAAUAUAAAUGUGACUGGAUCCGAAAAAAGUUUGAAAUGCCAGGGCAUGAUGUCCUCACAAGAGAUGAAAAGCGCACCUUGCUUGCAAGACUGGUUCGAUCUACAGGGUUUGAGGGUUUUUUGGCCAGGAAGUGGUCAUCUGAGAAGCGCUUUGGACUUGAGGGCUGUGACGUCCUUGUUCCAGCCAUGAAAGCCAUCAUUGACAAGUCCAGUGAGCUUGGUGUAGAGAGUGUUGUUAUGGGGAUGCCACAUAGAGGUAGACUGGAUGUGCUUGCCAAUGUCUGUCGUAAGCCCUUGGAGCAGAUCUUUACACAAUUUGAUCCCACUUUGGAACCAUCAGAUGAGGGUUCGGGAGAUGUGAAGUACCAUCUGGGAAUGUCUCAUCAGCGACUGAACAGAGGAACUAAUAAAAUUAUACAGCUUGCUGUUGUCGCUAACCCAUCGCAUCUUGAAGCUGUGAACCCUGUUGUACAGGGAAAGACAAAAGCUGAACAAUUCUACCGUGGCGAUGCCAGAGGCAAAGAAGUGAUGAGCAUUCUCCUUCAUGGUGACGCUGCAUUCUCAGGACAGGGCGUGGUCUACGAGACUUUCCAUCUCAGUGCUCUACCCCACUACACCACACAUGGGACAAUACACAUUGUGGUCAAUAACCAGAUUGGCUUCACCACCGAUCCACGCUACUCACGCUCUUCUGCAUAUUGUACUGAUGUUGCCAAGGUUGUGGAUGCUCCAAUCUUCCACGUCAAUGCAGAUGACCCAGAGGCAGUAAUGUAUGUGUGCAAGGUGGCUGCUGAGUGGAGAGCAGAAUUCAACAAAGAUGUGGUUAUUGACCUGGUUUGCUAUCGCCGUAAUGGCCACAACGAGGGAGAUAACCCAAUGUUCACUCAACCUCUCAUGUACAAGCGCAUCGCUAAGCAGACCCAGGUUCUCAACUCAUACUCUGAAAAGCUGAUAGCGGAGGGAAUAGUGACAAGCGCAGAGGUGCAGGAGGAGAUUGCCAAGUACGAGAAGAUCUGCGAAGAGGCCUUCAUUGAGGCCAAGUCUGAAAAACGGGUGUUAAAAAAUAGGGACUGGUUGGAUUCACCUUGGAAAGGGUUCUUCCCCAAGAACUAUGAAGUGACGGCCAUCAAGCCAACUGGUAUCACACUAGACAGGAUCAAGCACAUAGGCAAGACUUUCAGCACGCCCCCAGAUGGAGACUUCAAAAUCCAUGGAGGUCUAAGGCGUAUCCUGAAGGCCCGUGCUGAUCUCUUGUCCAAUGGCUAUGUGGACUGGGCAAUGGGUGAAGCUCUAGCCUUCGGUUCACUGUUGAUGGAGGGCAUCCAUGUCAGACUUAGUGGACAGGACGUCGAGCGCGGCACGUUUAGCCAUCGCCACCACAUUCUCCACUGCCAAGAGAAGGAUAAGCUGUUGUACUGCCCCCUCAAUGAUUUAAGUGCAGACCAGGCCGUCUAUACUGUUUGUAACAGCUCCCUCUCUGAGUAUGCUGUACUAGGUUUUGAGCUUGGAUUCAGUAUGACCAACCCCUAUGCCCUGAUUGUCUGGGAGGCCCAGUUUGGAGACUUCAACAACACUGCACAGUGCAUCAUCGACCAAUUCAUCAGCAGCGGUCAGGACAAGUGGGUGCGUCAAACUGGUCUUGUCAUGCUGCUGCCACAUGGAUAUGAGGGCAUGGGCCCCGAGCACUCAAGUGCGAGACCUGAACGAUUCUUGCAGAUGAGCAAUGAUGAUCCUGAUUUCUUCCCGCCGGAAGGAGAACUCUUUGAGGUCAACCAGUUGAUGAGUGCUAAUUGGCUGGUUCUUAACUGCAGCACUCCUGCAAGUAUGUUCCACGCCCUUCGCCGACAGAUGGCCAUGGACUUCAGAAAGCCGCUUGUGAUCUUCACGCCAAAGAGUCUGCUUCGUUUGGAGGCGGCGAGGUCGCACGUGGACGAGAUGGCAGACGGAACAAGCUUCCGGCGUAUCAUCCCCGAUGAAGGCCCCGCCUCUGAAAAUCCCGAGAAGGUGCGAAAACUACUCCUCUGCACUGGCAAGAUCUACUAUGAGCUGUUCAAGGAGCGGAGCAAGCGCGGGCUGACCGAAGAUAUCGCCAUCACCCGCCUGGAACAGAUCAGUCCAUUCCCGUUCGACCUCCUGAAGGCCGAGGCUCACAAGUACAGGAACGCGGAGAUCGUGUGGGCCCAGGAAGAGCCCAAGAACAUGGGCUACUGGGGCUAUGUCAGGCCCCGACUCGAGACCACGGUCGGCAAGACGGGCAAGAUCAGCUAUGCCGGGCGAGCUACUUCUGCGUCGACAGCUACUGGCAACAAGCACCAACACACGUCAGAACAGGAGGAACUGAUCAAGAACGCCCUCGACUAGCGGCUCUUGCGUGGAUAUCCCCGGAAUUUUAGGAUCGUUUUAUCUUGACUUUUAUCAACUAAAUCUAAGUAUCACUCCAAGUCUGGCUCAUUUCUCCUCCCCUGGAUGAAUUACGAAUUGUUUUACUUGGUAUCUCGUGUUAAGUAAAGUAGUAAACUCUUAGUGGGUUUGAGGUGUAUACUUCUGCGUAUUAUUAAGUAUAAAGACUAUCUCGAAUUACUAAAGCAAGAAAUUGAUUUUCGCGCUUACUAUAGAAGCUAAUUUAAUUAUUUGGCUCGGUUUGCUUCGUAUCUAGUUUUGAUUUACGAGGGAUGUAAAUAGAACGAUGGGAUAGAGGUAGUUACAAAACAGUCUCGGUGUGAUCCAAAUAACUAAAUAACUGAAUAACCUUAAAACUAUUUUCUGAGAGAAUGCAAUACGAUAGCUUUGUCUGUCUGUAUUUUACCGACCGAGAAAGAAAUAAUUGAAUAGAUGA